Malania oleifera is the source of this 1976-nucleotide messenger RNA. RefSeq names its product CBL-interacting serine/threonine-protein kinase 11. The record is from RefSeq and is a predicted model, not a curated record. Gene Ontology annotation, molecular function: ATP binding; protein kinase activity. The coding region runs from base 321 to 1649 and encodes 442 amino acids. The transcript has a single exon. Lineage: Eukaryota; Viridiplantae; Streptophyta; Magnoliopsida; Santalales; Ximeniaceae. Gene Ontology annotation, biological process: signal transduction; protein phosphorylation.
CAGAGUUUAAGCUUUCUAACGCGUCAAUAAAAGCGGCCAAUUACAGCAUUCCUUCCUUCCUCGUCUACCCCGCGUGUACACGAGAACAGCCGUACAACGUUCAAUCUCCGAUCGAAACCUUAAAUAGCUCAUUCAAAUUUCCAGUACUUCUACCGAGAUAAUCGCACUCCAAAUUUCUCUCUCUCUCUCUCUCUCUCUCUCUCUCUCAUCCUAGUUUAAAUAAAACCCGCAAAGGGGAAUCCUCCCUUUUGUGCGAAUUUUCGAAUUCGCUCCGAAUUUGAGGGUCCCCAACGGAAGUUCGAUCUCUGGAUCAUCGUCCGAUGCCAGAGAUCGAACAUGAUUCUGGGGGCAAGGGCCUCCUGCAGCCCCUUCUCCGCGACACCGUCGCCAGGCCUCGGCCGGCGAAGGAUGCACUAUUCGAGAAAUACGAGGUGGGGAGGCUCCUCGGCUGCGGCGCCUUCGCCAAGGUCUACCACGCCCGGAAUAUCCACACCGGCCAGAGCGUCGCCGUGAAAGUCAUCAACAAGAAGAGGAUCGCCGGAAGCAGCCUCAUGUCGAACAUCAAGAGGGAAAUUUCUAUCAUGAGUCGCCUCCGGCACCCCCACAUCGUGAAGCUCUUCGAAGUCCUCGCCACCAAGACCAAAAUCUACUUCGUCAUGGAGUUCGUCAAAGGCGGCGAGCUCUUCGCGCGCGUCGCCAAAGGCCGGUUCAGCGAGGACCUCACCCGGAGGUACUUCCAGCAGCUGAUCUCCGCCGUCGGGUACUGCCACUCCCGCGGCGUCUUCCACCGGGAUCUGAAGCCGGAAAACCUCCUCCUCGACGAGCGCGGCGACCUCAAGGUCUCCGAUUUCGGACUCAGCGCCGUCUCUGAUCAGGUCCGGCAGGAUGGCCUCCUCCACACGCUCUGCGGCACCCCCGCGUACGUCGCGCCGGAGAUUCUCACCAAGAAGGGCUACGACGGCGCGAAGGCGGACGUGUGGUCGUGCGGCGUAAUCCUCUUCGUCCUCAACGCCGGCUACCUCCCCUUCAACGAUCCCAAUCUCAUGGUGAUGUACAAGAAAAUUUACAAAGGGGAUUUCAAGUGCCCUAGAUGGAUGUCCCCUGAUCUGAAGAGAUUCUUGUCGCGCCUCCUCGACACAAAUUCGGCGACGAGGAUGACCGUCGACGAGAUCCUCCGGGACCCCUGGUUCAGAAAAGGGUACAAAGAGGUGAAAUUCCACGAAGAGGAGGACAAGGACGUGAAAUUCCACGCGAAGGAGACGCCAUUGAAUGCUUUCGACAUUAUCUCAUUCUCGUCCGGGUUGGACCUGUCCGGUUUGUUCAAAGAAUCCAGCAGCUCGACCGGUGACGACGAGCGGUUCGUGUCGGCCGAACCGCCGGAGCAACUCGUCGAGAGAAUCGAAGAAUUGGGGAAGGCGGAGGGAUUGAGGACGAUGAAGAAGAAGGACUUGGGGCUGCAAAUGGAGGGGCCGGAUGGUAAUUUCGACGUCGUGUUUGAGGUUUACCGGCUGACCGAGACCCUGGCGGUGGUGGAGGUCAGGAGGAGUGGUGGCGACGCUGGGGCCUACGAUGUAACGUGGACCAAUCAGCUUAGGCCGAAGCUACAACAUCUGAUGCAUCAACGGGAAGAACAGGUUGCCGAUAGCUAAUCAAAUUCGACCACCGCGUCCGGCCGGGAGGGAGCUGGCGAGUGAGCUUGCUUAUCAUUAUUAUUAUUAUUAUUAUUAUUAUUACCUCAAUUCAAUUUCUAUUUGUGUGUACGGAAUAAGGACAGAGCCAGUCCAAAAUGAGUUGGGUUUUUCCUUUUUUUAUUUUUCUUUUUUUGGUUAAAGUUUUUCCACCGAUCCGCUCGUAAUUUUUUGUUUUACAAGUAUUACGGGCGGAGUCAUUGGCGGCGGCGGCGGCGGUGUUGUAUUUUGUACAUAAUAUAUAUUUUCAUUUUUGUGUAUAUAUGCAUUUGUAAAAUUUCUCUUCAA